Messenger RNA from Vicugna pacos (alpaca), 4438 nucleotides. The record is from RefSeq and is a predicted model, not a curated record. Lineage: Eukaryota; Metazoa; Chordata; Mammalia; Artiodactyla; Camelidae.
GGAAGAGAGAGGGAGUGGAACAAAGAGAGAUAAAUGGGAUGGUGUUGAAGGCGGGGACACCACAGCCACAAACCUGCAUCCCACGCACCUGCCUGCUCUUCUGCCACCCGAGCACCCUGACGGUGCCAUCCUGUAGGCCAUGGAGAAUGAGCUGCCAGCCCCCCACACAUCUAGCAGCGCCAGUGUCGCCAGCAGUACCAGCGGGGUCAGUAGCAGCAGCGGUGGUGGAAGUGGCCGCCCCACGGGGCCCCAGAUCUCUGUGUACAGUGGCAUUCCUGACCGGCAGACGGUGCAGGUGAUCCAGCAGGCCCUGCACAGGCAGCCCAGCACCGCGGCCCAGUACCUGCAGCAGAUGUACGCGGCCCAGCAGCAGCACCUCAUGCUGCAGACCGCAGCCCUGCAGCAGCAGCACCUGAGCAGCGCCCAGCUCCAGAGCCUGGCAGCUGUGCAGCAGGCAAGCCUGGUGGCCAACAGACAGGGGAGCACCUCAGGAAGCAGCGUGUCUGCACAGGCCCCGGCCCCAGCGUCCUCGAUCAACCUGGCAGCCUCCCCAGCUGCAGCCCAGCUCAUCAACCGGGCUCAGAGUGUCAACUCAGCCGCAGCCUCGGGCAUCGCCCAGCAGGCUGUGCUCUUGGGCAACACGUCUUCUCCCGCCCUGACCGCAAGCCAAGCACAGAUGUAUCUGCGAGCACAGAUGCUCAUCUUCACGCCCACGGCCACCGUCGCUACUGUGCAGCCUGAGCUCGGCACUGGCUCCCCCGCCCGGCCCCCCACCCCCGCCCAGGUUCAGAACUUGACCCUCCGAACACAGCAGACACCAACUGCAGCAGCCUCGGGCCCUACCCCCACUCAGCCCGUCCUGCCCAGCUUGGCCCUGAAACCCACGCCAGGUGGCAGCCAGCCUCUGCCUACCCCAUCACAGGGCAGAAACACUGCUCAGGGUUCCCCUGCAGGUGCCAAGCCUGGCACCACUGACAGUGUGACGGAGCCACUCAAGAAAGUAGAGGGCAACGGCAGUGUGCCAGGGAGCUCGGAGGGCCGGGCUGGGCUCAGCCGGAUGGUGCCUGCUGUGGCAACCCACCCCCUCAUUGCACCAGCCUAUGCUCAGCUGCAGCCACACCAGCUCCUCCCCCAGCCAUCCUCAAAGCACCUGCAGCCCCAGUUUGUGAUCCAGCAGCAGCAACAGCAACCAUCACAGCAGCAGCCGCCGCCCCAGCCAUCACGGCCAGGGCUCCAAGCCCAGUCCCACCCCCAGCUCACCUCAGUCCCUCCGAGCCUGGCCCUGCAGCCUAGCCCCGAGGCCCAUGCCAUGCCGCUAGGCCCGGUCUCAUCCACUCUGCCUCUCCAGUGCCCCAGUGGUAACCUGCACAAGCCUGGCAGCACUCAGCAGUGCCACCCUCUGACGCCAGACACUGGGCCUCACAAUGGAUAUCCUGAGGGCCUGUCCCACACCCCACAACGCAGGUUCCAGCACGCCUCGGCUGUGAUCUUACAACUCCAACCUGCCUCGCCAGUGCCCCAGCAGUGCACCCUUGAUGACUGGAAGGAAGUGGGAACCGCUGAGAAGAGUGGGCCUGAGACUCGGUCUGGUCCAUCACCGCAUCAGCAAGCCAUCAUCACUGCCACGCCAGGUGGCCUGCCUGUACCCAAGAGCCCUAAUGUCCAGCAGUCCCCAGCUCAUGAGACAGGGCAGGGCAUUGUUCAUGCACUGACCGACCUCAGCAGCCCCGGCAUGACCUCAGGGAACGGAAACUCUGCCUCCAGCAUCACCGGCACUGCCCCCCAGAAUGGUGAGAAUAAACCACCACAGGCCAUUGUGAAACCCCAAAUCCUGACGCAUGUUAUCGAAGGGUUUGUGAUCCAGGAGGGGGCGGAGCCUUUCCCGGUGGGACGCUCGUCCCUGCUGGUGGGGAAUCUCAAGAAGAAGUAUGCACAGGGGUUCUUGCCUGAGAAACUUCCGCAGCAGGACCAUACCACCACCACUGACUCAGAGAUGGAGGAGCCCUAUCUGCAAGAAUCCAAAGAGGAGGGUACUCCCCUCAAACUCAAGUGUGAGCUCUGUGGCCGGGUGGACUUUGCCUACAAGUUCAAGCGUUCCAAGCGCUUCUGUUCCAUGGCCUGUGCAAAAAGGUACAAUGUGGGAUGCACCAAACGAGUGGGCCUUUUCCACUCGGACCGGAGCAAGCUGCAGAAGGCGGGAGCCACGACCCACAACCGCCGUCGGGCCAGCAAAACCAGCCUGCCGACCCUCACCAAGGAUACCAAGAAGCAGCCUACAGGCACUGUACCCCUUUCAGUUACUGCUGCAUUGCAGCUAACACACAGCCAGGAAGACUCCAGCCGUUGCUCAGAUAACUCAAGCUAUGAGGAACCCUUGUCACCCAUCUCAGCCAGCUCAUCCACCUCCCGCCGGCGACAAGGCCAGCGGGACCUGGAGCUCCCUGACAUGCACAUGCGGGACCUGGUGGGCAUGGGACACCACUUCCUGCCAAGUGAGCCCACCAAAUGGAACGUGGAGGAUGUCUAUGAAUUCAUCCGCUCUCUGCCAGGCAAAUUACCCUCACCCCCACCCAAGUCCCCACGAGUCUCGUCCCAUUGCAGAAGUGGUUUGAAGUCCAGGAUCUCAUCCACUAACUCAGGUCCAGGCACAGAUGAGGCUCUUGAGUCCAGCUCCUCAAGUAUGACUCCUCUGAAUCUGAAGACUUGAGAGCGAGGAACAGGUUAUCCAUUCCCUCCAUAAGCCCAGGAUAUGGUGGGACAGGCACAGGGGAACCACAGUAGACACGCCCAGUCAAGAAGGGCCAACACGGGGGGCUGUGGGAGUCACUGAUCCCUACCAGGGCACGUGUUGGCCUUGCCUUGGCUGGGACUCAAAGCCUGGAGUGAUUCUCUUUCACUCUUGGCUCCACCCUGAGUCAUACUUCCUUUGCUCUUAAAGGUAGCCUGGGUUUUCAGUGCUGCUUUUGUUCUGUAUGACCUCUGACCCUUUCAGUCCAAGUGAGCAGUGUUUCUGCAAAUACUGUUCUCUUAAAAUCUUCGUGGGCUUUUUAUAAAUAUUGUUGGGGUUCACUCCAUUAGACAAGAACCAUAUCCAAAAAUGUCUUCAGGACAUGCCUUUCUCUACAUUAGGCUGCUUCUGAAGCUGAGGGUCAGUACCCUGAAUGGUCUUAGGAGCCGGGCUGUUGAAUGGAGCUCUGCGAGGCACACCCAUAAAGCCCCCAGGGAGCCCUGUGACCCAGCAGCUCUCUGGGGCAGCACCUUAGAGCUUUCUGAGGACUUAACACAAGGUUUAAGUCACACCCUCAGUUUCAUUUUUACACUAUAUUUUCUCUACUGUGUCCUCGAUCUGGUCUUUGCCUAGAAACCGUUUCUCAGUUUUAGCAUCGUCUGCAUCUGGAGAGGCUGAGGAUUUUCAAAACCACAAAUCCAGGCUGCUUUGUGUUCCAGUUUUCCUCAGCCUCGUCCGUCCUCACAUUUUCCCGCAGCCACAGUGGGAAGCCGGGCAGCACCUGGCUUUCUGCCUGGGGUCUCCUUGGCUGGAGCACUGGGUUCAGGAGGUGUCUCACUCUUACCAGAUUAACGCCAGCAACAGUGUUGCUCAAUUUUCUAUUUCAUAACAGGGAUCCCAUUUCUUCCAGUUUCCAGUAACACUUUCCUCACUUUAAGCCUGUCCAGCAGUUUCCUCAAAGGCCGUCAGAUGUCUCCUCAGUCUCUCAGGGCACCUCAGAUGUUCACUGACACUCUCCUCAGAGUUCUCCAGCCCCUACCCCAUGCCACACCCACAUUGUUCAGGUUUGGGUGUGACAGCACCCCUCUCCCAGGUACCAGAAUAUGCAUCAGUCAUCUGCUGCUGUGAAACAGAUCACCCCAAAGCUUAGUGGCUUAAAACAAUAAUGACUUCUUAUCUCGGGUUUUGUGGGGCAUUUCUGGCUCAGAGUCUCUUACAGGGUCUGUGUCACAGUGGCAACCAGAGCUGCAGUUAUCAGGGCUGGGACUGGAGGAGCCCCUUCCAAGGGGCUGCACUCACAUAGCCCCAGGGGCUGGCUGUGGGCAAGAGGGCUGCUUGAGUGUCCUCACGGCAUGGUGGCUGGCUCACUCCAAAACAAAUUAUCUGAAAGACCGGGGUGAAGCUGCUGUGCCCUUGAUGAUGUAGCCUAGGAAAUCCUGCACUGUCACUUCCGCAACACCUGCGACCUCCCGGGUCAGCCCGGUUCACUGAACGGGUGGGAACAGGCACACACCUGAACGAGGAGGCGUGGGUCACAGGACCACCGUGGAGUCUGGCUGCCUUGGGUCAGUCAGUCGGCCUCUCUCAGGCUGUAAAGUUAGAACAGCAACACCUUCCUCAAGGUGCGGUCACGAGGCUCAAGUGAGAAGACGCCCCUGAAGGGUGGUGGCUGCCGAGUUUGACUAACCGAUCCUGUCUCUGGUGGCAUCC